Molecule: messenger RNA, 300 nt
Organism: Neurospora tetraspora
Lineage: Eukaryota; Fungi; Ascomycota; Sordariomycetes; Sordariales; Sordariaceae
Exons: 2
Coding region: 1-300 (99 amino acids)
Source: RefSeq, a predicted model, not a curated record
AUGAACUCGGACGAGUUGAUGCCCGAUUCGGCUGCGGAUGCCAUCCCCGCCAACAACAGCAACGGCAACGGUAACAGCAGCGCUGCAGUUACAUGGAACACCAAGAAGUUCAGGGUCGACUAUGAUAUGAUCCAAAUAAGAUUGACGGAUCAGAGAUUCAGCUCAACCAACUUCAGAGACCCCCUCAUGCCGUGUCCUCCCCAUCACAAGCAGUACCCAGGACAUACCACACCUGCAACGGAGAAGCGUCUGAAGGAGUUGAUAACCAGGAUCAAAGAUGGCUCUGGUGGUGAUUUUUAG